AUUCCUGCGUUGUUUGGGGACAGUAGGAAGAUGGCGGCGGCCCCGCUAUACUGUGUCUGCCGGCAGCCCUACGAUGUGAGCAGGUUUAUGAUCGAGUGCGACAUCUGUAAAGACUGGUUCCACGGCAGCUGUGUGCAGGUAGAAGAGCAUCAUGCUGUGGAUAUUGACGUUUACCACUGUCCCAACUGUGAUGUUGUACACGGACCCUCCCUGAUGAAAAAGCGCAACAACUGGCACAGGCACGACUACACAGAGCCAGAUGAUGGAUCGAGGCCGGUGCAGGCUGGCACGCCAGUGUUUAUCAAGGAGCUACAGAACAGGAGCUUUGCCAGUGCUGAGGAGAUUCUGAUCCGGAUGAAGGGUGAGCAGGUGACGACCAGGUACCUGGAGAGACAUGGCUUCAACUACCCUAUAGUGGUCACUGACAUGGAGGGCCUGGGGCUCAAACUUCCACCCCCUACUUUCUCUGUGAAAGAUGUGGAGCAGUAUGUGGGCGGUGACAAAGUCAUUGAUGUGAUAGAUGUGGCCCGGCAGGCAGACAGCAAGAUGAAGCUCAGCGAGUUUAUCAAGUAUUUCACCAAGUUGCAUCGACCCAAGGUCCUCAACCUCAUCAGCCUGGAGUUCUCUGACACUAAGAUGUCAGAGUUGGUGGAGGUUCCUGUCGUGGCUCGGAAAAUGUCCUGGGUAGAGAACUACUGGCCAGAUGACUCCUAUUUCCCCAAACCCUUUGUCCAGAAGUACUGCCUUAUGGGGGUCAAGGACAGCUACACAGACUUCCACAUAGACUUUGGAGGCACCUCUGUCUGGUACCAUGUUCUCUGGGGUGAAAAGAUCUUCUACUUGAUCGAGCCAACUCCUGCUAACCUUGCGCUAUAUGAGGCAUGGAGCUCCUCACCCAAUCAGAGUGAAGUGUUCUUUGGGAACAAAGUGGAAAAGUGCUACAAGUGUGUUGUACCCCAGGGGACCACCCUGCUCGUCCCUACAGGCUGGAUCCAUGCUGUUCUCACCUCUCAGGAUUGCAUGGCAUUUGGAGGGAACUUCCUUCACAACCUCAAUAUUGACAUGCAGCUCAGGUGUUAUGAAAUGGAGCGUCGUCUGAAAACCCCAGACCUCUUUAAAUUCCCAUACUUUGAGGCCAUCUCUUGGUAUGUGGCAAAGAACCUCCUGGAAAUGCUUAAAGAGCUACGUGAGGACAGCUGUCCGCCACCAGCCUACAUAGUGGAGGGAGUCAAGGCUUUAAUCAGUGCACUGAAGACCUGGUUGAAAAGAGAGGUGAGUGAGCCCACCAGUGAGGUCCCAGACAAUAUCAGGCCUAACCAUCUCAUCAAAGAGCUGACCAAGGAAAUCCGCUAUCUGGAGGAGGAACCAGUCAGUGGCAGUAAGCCAGUGAAAUCUCAGGGAAGUGGGUGCGGAGUAGGUUCUGGAUCAAAUGGCACUCGUGCCACACUGGAGAGGCUGUGCCAGGCUCGGCGGGCACGAAGAGCUGCCAGGCGACUUAGGGAGCAGCAGAGACAUGCUCCUAGGGUGCCCUCUAACCUGGACAUCUUAGAGCAGCACACCAGGGAGGUGCUGAAGCGGCUGGAGGUGGGACCGCUUGAGGAGGAUCCGGUGUUCUGUGCCAAGGUUCACGGGAAAUUCAACAAAGUGUCAACUGCAUCAGCAGCUGCUGCUGCAGAGUCUUUAGAGGACAACCACCUACGGCUAAUGCUGGUCAACGGCCGAAUAAUCAGAGAUCUGAGACGGCCAGGCAGCAGCCCAGUCAAGAUGGAGGAUGAGCAUUCGUCUGUUUGCCACGGUCCACCAAAGAGCUGUGUGGGUGUGAAGUUGGAGAGGACACAGGACGGUCAAGAGCAGCACAGCACAGUCAAGAAGUCCACACUCCUCAAGGGUCUGGAGAGGGUGAAGACUGAACUCAGGGAAGAUGUCUCAGGACACUCCAGUGUGUCAGACAUUGAGUCAGACAGUGACUCUCCCACAGAGCGUAAAGUAUCAUCAUCAUCGUCAUCAUCAUCCUCCUCUUCUGACGAGGAUUCAGAGAGUUCCCUGGAGGAGGAGGAACAGAAAGGCUCAGGGCACACCAUAGAGCUGGACCAGUGUGGCCAGAAACUCAGGCACAAAUACAAACCACUCAAACGAGACCGUCCUACCUCACCCAGCACAGAAGAGGCCAUUCAGGGGAUGCUGUCUAUGGCUGGUCUGCUGUGCUCCUCCAAGCCAGAGAAGGUAGCCUCAUCCCAGGAGCCCUGGUGGUCAAGCUCGAGCCAGUGUUCACCGCUGAAACAGAGGGAGGCGGUGCAGUGCCGGCUGCAGGGGGACAAGAGCCUGAUGGACAGCCAAGGCAACAGCAGCAGUGAGGCCUGGGACAAUCAGGGGCUCCCCAGCCCUCUCAGCCGAAGCCACGCCACCGGUCUAGAGACAGACUACCAGUACUGUGACCCCUCCAUGUCUCCACCACUGCACCCCUCCAAGAGGCAUGCCCCCAACCCCCCACCAAUCAGCAAUCAGGCCACAAAAGGCAAGCGGCCCAAAAAAGGAAUGGCCACAGCCAAGCAGAGACUGGGGAAGAUCCUGAAACUCAACAGACACAGUCACGUCUUUGUGUAACACUCCAAAAACAUCGGAGGCAAAACUAGAACUUGGAUGUAUUCUUGAAGGGGGGAAAAAAAGAAACAUCUGUGUAUUUGUUACCAGACACUUGUGUGCUCCAGGAAAUGGGGGGUGGGGGGGGAGGGGGCUGCCUGGAGACAAUAAACAAAUCCUGACACACAAAACACGCACUGUGCAUGCUGAGGAGACAGGGUAUUGGACUACAAUAAGUGCACGACUUCACUACAAGCACACUAAGAACAAAACAAAGAAGGCACUUCCAGAAGAGGAGCAUGUGUUCUGCUGCAGGGAGAGGCGUUCAGACCGACAGAAGAUAUGUCCGAGGGCUACCAAACCAACAUGACCGCUUGCUUUGCCAGGGAGACAGCAAGAUAGCUAUUGACUCUGAUGCCGGCAUAAUCUGCAUCACAUUGGCUCCCCCCCCCCCCAACACACACACACACACACACACACACACACACACACACAAAACCUUGACUUGGCUUCUGUCUGCGAACAGCAUGGAGGAGCAGGUGAAAUACAGUUGUUUCUCCAACAGGGUCUUUUUUUCCCCCCCAGUGGCCCUGAGAAAAAGCGAGGCGCUAAAGAGGAGGCGGUGACCUGAAAUUUCGAAAUGGUGCUUAUUGUUUGUAUUUUUCUCCACUCAUGCUUGUCUCUUCCGGUCCUCACCUCCCCCCUCCUUAUAUCAAUCACACCAGCAAUAAUGACUUUGAGGAGAGAGGAAAGAGAGAGGCAGUACUUUGGUGGAUUCACCCUUUUUUGUUUCUUUUAUCAAGUUGGCAUUAUUCUGUUUGUAGAAAAGUCUAAAUAGGUGCAUUAGACUUUCACAAUUUAGUGAAAAAUGCACUCUCGACUGUGUGAUCAUUAAAGGGGAGAUGGUCUUUCUGAGCAUUUUCCGAUAAAAGGAAGUUGCUCAAAGUGCUGCCUCUCACUGCCUUUGUUUUAAAUAGGAAUUUUGAGUCAUUCACUCAUUUCUAAAAUUGAAAAUGACUCAUGAUACCCUGCUUAAUUUAUUUCUUGUUUCAUCUGUGAUGUUUUUAAUGUUAUUUUUAUGGAGUCUGAAUGAUGUAUUUAUUAAUUGAAAGAGAUAAUGAUUUUAUUAUAUUUUGACCCUAAAAGCUCAGCUAUUCUGAGGACUUUUUCCUUAAUAGGGUUGUUUUUAUUUUUUAAUCUUUACCACAAACUUUUUGUAUAUGUGGAUGUUUUAGAAUUCAUGCGACCAUAAUCUUAUGAGUAGCAAUUUACCUACAGAUCUCAACCUUCUGUUCUGUCACAGCUCUUUUCCAGUUGAAUAGAUCCUGUGUUGAUCCUUGUAUAUUCUAGUUUCCUUCUCUCCCUGUAGCCAGAGGUGCUGGUCUUGCGUGCAAAUUAGAGACUAGGUUAGGUUGAGAAAUGUCAGCUUCCAUAUUUACACCUGAGCUUGUUCAACUUGUGCCACUUACCAUUUAGCAUGGAAGAAAAAAACCCAAGUAUUCUGAGCCACUGUGGUCGAUCCAAAGUCAAUGUAUUCAGAAGUGCACGUUUGAGCAACUUCAGUGACUUUUUUUUUUAAUGAUACCAGCACUGAUGUUUUGCUUGGGGUGUGCAGCUCUUCACUCUCAGGGAAUGAUGCCAUGGACAUAACCUUUGAUUAAGCACCAGCCACAUCAUGGAUGCAGAUGAGAUGUUCUGAGCACUCACUCAGGACUUUCAGCUUUGCAUCCUGCUUUGAAGAUGCUGAGGUUUGUUUGUUUUCCGUUCCUGGUCAUAGUUUUCAAGCUGUAAGGAUAAUGUGUGCUUUUACCAGUCAGUCAUUGUACCUUCACAGUACACUACAAACUUUAUGUUGACAGAUGUAAAAGUAUUGUCCCCUACUGCUUCCUAAAGUGGUGUUCAGACUGAAUUUCACAAGGUGUGACAACCCCAUUCAUUUCUAUGGGGGACUGAAUUCAAUUCAGCGGACGCCUGAUUACUUAGCCCUGUGCACCUAAAAGGUUGGAUCAAAGUCAUCUUUUUCGGCAAUGCAAUGUACUGUCAUACAGUGGGGCACUGCGUUGACCAAUCACAUAAUGGGGGAUCAUCAGAAUGUAGACAUGCACUGUGUUACAAUGAGCAUUGUGGCAUGCUGCUGUUUUCCCGACAGGUGCGAACAUGAAAGAUAAGCUCCUCAACGCUGUUAAGGCCAUUCACACCAUUGCUGUAACAUGCGCGCCUACAUCGCAGCCCCCCAACAACACAGCCCCUUGCAUUAACAUUACAGGGGGUUGCGUUUCAGUGCGCUCAGUCUGAACACACCCUAACGCUUGGACCUCAGUAUUACACAGAAAACGUGUCAACUGUAAAGGACACUUCACCCAUGUAAAUGACAGCCAGGCUAACUGUUGCCAAGUAGCUUUAAAAUACUCUUUGAACAGCACGAGACUUUGAAAGUUUCGCUCAGGGUGACUGGUGGUGGAUAUGACCGAUCCAUAUGUGAUCAGUCAGCCCUGAUGAGGUGUGUCACCUAAUCUUAACACAAAGAACCAACUUACAAAAUUAGCGUGAAUCACAUUGCCAGACUGAUUUUCUCAUCUUUUCCUUAAACUACACUUUAACCUUUGAACUCUUUGCAUGUCAAGUCAUGGGAGCUGGCCCGCAGGCAGGGUUUCUUAUGAGCUGUUAUUCAUCGUACAGGAUCUGUCCCCUUUUGCUUUUAUAUUCAGCUCUCUUGGCAUUUGUUAUGUGCAUUGUUUCUUGUGAUGGUUUUUCCAGAUUUAAAUGGUUUAUGAUUUAAAAUAUACAGACACUGGCUAACUGUGACACUGUUAAUGCAUCGCAUUUUGUUUCUGCAUUUCAAAAACUGCUUGUAAAUAAAACUGAGAACAUACUUUUGUUAGUCAAGCCUCAUCCAACUGC
Monopterus albus (swamp eel) is the source of this 5481-nucleotide messenger RNA. It is a transcript of the gene kdm7aa, whose product is annotated as lysine (K)-specific demethylase 7Aa. The record is from RefSeq and is a predicted model, not a curated record. The coding region runs from base 31 to 2604 and encodes 857 amino acids. NCBI's taxonomy places the organism in Eukaryota, Metazoa, Chordata, Actinopteri, Synbranchiformes, Synbranchidae. The transcript has 18 exons.